This is a messenger RNA of Spodoptera frugiperda (fall armyworm), 5056 nucleotides long. Its product is annotated as zinc finger imprinted 3-like. Gene Ontology annotation, cellular component: nucleus. Gene Ontology annotation, molecular function: DNA-binding transcription factor activity, RNA polymerase II-specific; RNA polymerase II transcription regulatory region sequence-specific DNA binding; zinc ion binding. The transcript has 16 exons. Gene Ontology annotation, biological process: regulation of transcription by RNA polymerase II. The record is from RefSeq and is a predicted model, not a curated record. The coding region runs from base 263 to 2326 and encodes 687 amino acids. NCBI's taxonomy places the organism in Eukaryota, Metazoa, Arthropoda, Insecta, Lepidoptera, Noctuidae.
UGUGAUGUACAACACUAGUAACAAAAUGGCAUCGAUUUGUGUUUAUUGUUGUGUUUUUAAAAAUAAUUAAAUAAAAACGAGUGUUUUUAAGCUUUUUUUAUGCUUAAAAUAUACGCUUUAUUUAGAUAAAUCGCAUGAGUCGAUAUUUAUCACCUUUCGAGCUGAGAAUGAAUAGGUUUUCAUUCAUAAUUCUUGUUUAAUCUUAGUGUCUAGUGAAAGUUGAUCGUGAACAAAAACAAAUGUUAACGAAUUUAUCAUUAAAAUGGAUAUUAAAGAAGAACAACUAUGUUAUAAACUACUUUGCAACGCUUGCCUCUGUGUUGGAAGGAAGUUACAUAAAAUAACUGAUGAGAAAACACGAAAUUAUUACUUGAAUGCGUUGGGCGAAAUUCCUUUGUACAACCCAUCUACAGUGAAUCUCCAGAUAUGCUGGGAGUGUAACGCACUGCUGCAGAAGAGUGUGGCUUUCAAGGAGCAGGUGCAGGACUCAUAUAGGAUAUUGCAGACUUAUACUAACGAGAAUCUCCACGAAUGCCUGCUAUCCGACGUGAGUCGUCCGCCUCGGUUAAAGCUCCAUAAAGCUGAUCCAGUCAACAUACUGCCGUCUGAUGGCUUGCAGACCUUUUCAGAACCUAUCAAUUGCCUUAAAGAUGAAUUCAAAGAGGAGUGUAGAGAUGAUGACGAUGAAAACGCGUUGGAAGAUGAUGGCAUACUGUCAGAUUCAUCUGACAAUACCAAACGAUCUGAAUCUGACAUCCAGGAUGUUAUGUGUUCCGUGAAGGGUAGAGAUAAGAGAAAGAGAGUUAGCACUAAAACUAGGAAAGCUAAAAAAGGGAAGAAAAGUAAAGAGCUACAAGACUGUCUGGAAUUAGAUCAUCAAGAAGACACAGUUCCAGAAGUAUCUAUGGUGUGUGUCAAAGAAAAAUUCAAAGAAGAAUGGGAGGAGAAAGAAGACAUAAAUGCACUAGGCGACGUUGAUAACGACAUGCUAUCGGACUCGUCUGACAAUACGAAAGCAUUAAAUGAUAUCCAGGAUACUACGUGUGUGAACCAGGCAGACGAGGAACCAAGAGUCAGAACAAUGGAGAAAGCUAAGAGAGUCAGGAGAGGUAGGCCAAAAACAAUAAAAUCUUUGCGGCAAAAUAUUCUAACUAUAGAGCUAACGUAUGAAGAGUUACUCGUAGAAAGAGACAGAGAAUCGGCGAGAGAGAGUUACGUAAAGGCGCAAUACAAAUGCGAGAGCUGUUUGAUUGGAUUCAAUUAUAACAAGUCUUAUCAAGCUCAUGUUGCAGCUAAACAUUCCGAGGACCUGGGCGACUACAUAUGUCCCAUAUGUAAGACCAUAGUACCGUCCAUAGACUCAUUCACCGCGCACUACAAGCGGCAUAUGAGAAGAUACGAGUGCAGUAUCUGCCACAAGCGCACCCUGGACAUCAAGGUGAUGCAGCAGCACUACUACUCCACGCACGAGAUCUCGCUCAAGGAGUACAAGUGUAAUAUUUGCGGGAAGGUGUCUAACUCCAUAGACUCGCACCGCUACCACAAAGACACGCACAAGGCGCGCCUGCAGUGCACAGAGUGCGACAAGACGUUCCGCCAUCGGACGGGACUUAUGAAUCAUAGGCUGGCGGUACACGAGUAUCACAACGCGUUCCCCUGCACCGUUUGUGAGAAGGUAUUCAGAUGGAAGACCAGUUUAAAACGGCAUCUAGAGAAGCAUGAGGUUAUGAAGGGCAAAUCACCAUCGUCCGCAGCUUACUGUUCAACUUGUAAUAUUAACUUUUCGUCCAUAUGUUCCUACCAACGACAUCUGAAGAUCAGUUUGAAACACGUCACACAGGAUCAAUUCAAAUUUAUAUGUGAUCACUGCAACAAAAGGUUCUCUGAUAAAACGAAGAUCAGGGAUCAUAUAGAAGAGAAACAUCUACAUAAGACGUUCCAAUGUCAUAUAUGUCUUAAGACUUCAAAGAACCGUGUGGGCUUGGACCAACAUAUAAGGAACGUGCACAAAGGCAGGCCUAACAACAAGAUGUGCCAUCACUGUGGGAAGGGAUUUCCGACAAAAGUGCAGCUAGAAUCGCACAUCCGCACGCACACUGGAGAGCGACCGUUCAUCUGUGAGUUCUGCCCGACCACGUUUUCUCAGCAGUCUAAUCUAUACAAACACAAUCGACAAGUACAUUUAAACAUUAAAUCUAAGCGCUAUCCUCUAGGUAAGGGGAAGAUUGACAAGCCUCCAGAAAUACCUACUUUAGACCCUACGCCCAUGGACCAAUACAGGCUACCUAUGUUACAGUAUUCUGCUGAAAAGUCUUUCGUCAUAUAAUAGAGGUGAUGACGGCGUAUAAUAUACAAUGUGAUAGGGGUGAGACUUCUAACCCGUUAAGACUGAGUACUACAUCUAAUUUUAUCGACAAAAAAAUAAUAUGGGGGGUGAACCCCCUCCCCCUAAAAAGUAUGGCUAUUUUAAUAUUUUUUUUACUUUAUGUGAUAUCAAAGGUUGUAUGCGUCGUAGAAACAAAAACAAAACGACAAACGGUAGCUAAUAACCUUGGCUAACUAAUUCAUUACUUUUUUUAUAGUUUGAUAAUGUUUUGGUGAAAAAAAAAUCAUUUCUGAAUUAUUUUUACCGAAAAGUCACUAUUUUUCAAUAUUUUCAAUUGGGGGUUCAACCCCCUAUAUUAUUUUUUUUGUCGAUAAAAUUAGAUGUAGUACUCAGCCUUAACGGGUUAGAAGUCCCACCCCUAUCACAUUGUAUACAUUCAGGUUUUUUUCUCUGAUCCGGAGCUGCGGACUACCUAGCGGGUUACCGGGGUUCCGGCUCGAAAAGCAGGAGUAGGAACGGGGUGGUUUUUAGUCAUUCAAGAAGUAAUUGGAUGAUUUCCCCCUUAAAAAUAAAGAUUUUUUCUAUAUUUUUACAAAUUAAUUUAUUAUUGAAUCUGUUAUUUACCAAAAUUUUAGGUCUCUACAACGCUUAGUUUUAAAGAUCUCUAUGGCCUCGCGGUUCGGUGCGUUUAUAACAUUAUAUAUAACAUUACUUAACUUUAACUUAUAACAUUUUGUUGGUAAUUGAGAACGCAACCUUUGUCAUUUUAAUGUUGUCAGAUUUAUAAAUAAAUCGUUAUUGUUAGGUUGGCAACACCUUUUUCUCUCUAUCUUAUGUUUUUAGCUAGUUUAACUCAAUAUAUUCUAGCCACUCAAACGUUCGCGUGCGACACCUGUCAACACCUUGUACGUUCACGCGCUCGAUCUGUGUUGAACCGCGUCGAGCGCCCCAUGCCGUUACCGAUUCAAAGUGUAUUUUCUAGCAAACUAUUGCAGCUAUAGCAAAGUAAAAAAUACCAGUAUAAAGCUGAAUUAUUAAGGAAUCAAAAUAUAUACUAAUUAAAGUACAGAAAUCAAUCACAAAUGCAUAAAAAAAGUUGAACUUAACAGAACGGGCUAAAUAUUUAUUUGUUUUUUUGAACAAGUUUUAACUAAACGUUAUUUAAUUAUUUAUUUUCGUUGUUUUAUUUUGAAAGAAUGAAUCUUAAGGAUUAUUUUACUAUACAACACUAAUACAGUAGGAUGAUAAAUAAAUGAAUACUUCAAUUUUAAACGCAAACACUUCACAAAACUUGACACACAGUUUAAACAAUUAUUUUUUAUAUUCUUGCUGUCACCUGGCAUACUGUUUUACCGUCCAAUAGAUGCGUUAUUUAAUACAGAUCCAUCUAGUGUAACAUUCGUAAAGCUCUUUGAAGCUUGUCAUAGAUAAAAAUUCGUUGGAAGUGAACAAGUCAAAUGGGCUGCUAUAGUCGCCCGGACGUUUAACGCCAAAUAUUUUUGGGCGACUAUAGUCGCCCGGACGUUUGAGUGGCUAGUAUUUUUCCGUAUUCUAAACAGUUUUGUUUAUCACCCAACUCUUAAAAUCCUCACUUUCUAACCAUAAUUUUGACAAAUUUAAGCUUUUGGCAAUCAACUUUGACUAAUUAUAACAAAAUCUUGAGUUUUUUUAUGUAAUAAAAUUGCCAUAGCCGCGCGGUCGAAACGGACAUCUUUGCUCCCAAGUGUAUUGAACUUGUAUUUUUACCGACUUCACAAAAAGGAGGAGGUACUAUGUUCGGCUGUUUGUAUGUUUUUUUUUUUUUGUAUGUUUGUUCAUCGAAUACUCCGUCAAUUGUCGACGGAUUUUCAAAAUUCUUUUUUUGUUCGAAAGUAGAUAGUUCUGAGGUGGUCCCAUUGUCACCAAGUUAGGAUCUGAUGAUGGAAUCUUAGAGAAAUCGAGGGAACUCCUCAAAUAUUAUAGGGAACUAUAUAGUGAUUUUGGUAUAUUCAUCUAGAAUUGAAGCAUUUACCGUCAAAAAGUAACCUUUGAAGAGGUGGAACUGAUGAAGAAGACCAGAAAUGGCCAAUGGAACUUCAUACUCACAUAGAAAUCACAAUAAAGUUAAUUAAUACUCCGUCAAUUGUCGACGGAUUUUCAAAAUUCUUUUUUUGUUCGAAAGUAGAUAGUUUUGAGGUGGUCCCAUUGUCACUAUGUUAGGAUCUGAUGAUGGGAUCUUAGAGAAAUCGAGGGAACUCCUCAAAUAUUAUAGGGAACUAUAUAGUGAUUUUGGUAUAUUCAUCUAGAAUUGAAGCAUUUACAGUCAAAAAGUAACCUUUGAAGAGGAACUGAUGAAGAAGACCAGAAAUUGCCAAUGGAACUUCAUACUUACAUAGAAAUCACAAUAAAGUUAAUUAAGUGACUGUGACAAUACAAAUAAAUAAAGUAGUUAUUGAGAUAGAGAAUUUUAACUGACUUUUUUAGUUGCGAUACUGAGUAUCGCAACUAAAAAGUGUGAAAUAAAAUACUUUUUACAAAAUAAACCGACUUCACUAAAAAAGUUAAAAAUAACUUUAAUUUCGGAAGUCGGUGUAGCAAACUAAUAAUACCGAGAAACACCGACUUCCGAAAUUAAAGUUAUUUUUAACUUUUUUAGUGAAGUCGGUUUUAAUGUAUAAUAUUGUAUACUGUAUAGUAGUAAGAAAUGUAUUUUGCAUGUAUAAUAAUAAAUAUGAAAUUGUAUGCAAUGUC